Messenger RNA from Peromyscus leucopus (white-footed mouse), 316 nucleotides. Its product is annotated as disks large homolog 5-like. NCBI's taxonomy places the organism in Eukaryota, Metazoa, Chordata, Mammalia, Rodentia, Cricetidae. The transcript has 2 exons. The record is from RefSeq and is a predicted model, not a curated record. Bases 38 to 289 code for a protein of 83 amino acids.
CUACCACAGUCCAAAUCCUUUCUAUGAAAAGCUCAAGAUGGAACAUCAGCAGGUCAUGUCAGACCUGCAGAAUUUCGAGAAUGAGAAUUGGGAGGCCUCACAGAAGCUCAGUGAGCUGACCAAAGAGAAAGUCUUCCUUUGUGAUCUGCAGAGCCGGCUCCUGAUGGAGCAGACACAGCUCAAAAAGAAAUUGGAUAUGCUGAGGCAAGAGAAGGAGAACCUACUGGAGGAUUGGAUCCUGCUGAAGCACCACUCCGAUGACUUGCAAGUGCUCAGUAAGAAUCAAUAGGAGACCAGUGAACUCCAGAACCAGCAA